Molecule: messenger RNA, 667 nt
Organism: Fusarium oxysporum Fo47
Lineage: Eukaryota; Fungi; Ascomycota; Sordariomycetes; Hypocreales; Nectriaceae
Exons: 3
Coding region: 47-475 (142 amino acids)
Source: RefSeq, a predicted model, not a curated record
GUCUUGAACCAUUGAGUCACUCGAGGUCGGAAGCGACUUAAUCACAAUGUUUCCCACGCUGAUCAGACGUAUGGCCUCAUCUUCAAAGGAUAGUCUUCUCAAGAAGGCUCCUCUGACGGUGGCAACCAACCCUUACAAGGCCCGAAAAGUGUGGCCUCCGAACUUCAAGCAACUUACUGUCCAGCAACAACUCCGGUUUGAGAAGAAGUACAAACGUCGCAUUAUCCUAGCAAGUCGAGCACCGCGAUGGGUGAAAUUUGUCAAGACUGCUCAGCUCCUGACGAUUGUUGCUGCACUGAUCUGGAUCUGCUUCUACUCCGAGUUCGAAUGGUGGGGUCAGAAGUAUAAACCUUCUGAAGAGAUUCGUAAGAAGACACAAUAUCUAUUCGGCACAGUCGAUCCCGAGAAGCGAUACGAACGACGACCAGAUGCGCCGCCUUUCCAUCCCCCAAAGGACGAGCCAGAAUCAAAAUAGUGUAUUCUUUAUGUAUAUUAUUCAAUACUUGGAGUUGGGCGUUAGUCUCGUAGAGUCGAAACAUAUAUGGAUAUCUCAACAGGCAGACACAUCUUGUAAUCCGCUCUAUCAUGCAUUUCAUUCGUCGCUCUGAAUAGUCGUAACCUUCAUCGCCCAGUCCAAGCAAAGUUGGCACCCAUACCAAGUCCACUU